Messenger RNA from Heterobasidion irregulare TC 32-1, 435 nucleotides. RefSeq lists its product as uncharacterized. The transcript has 4 exons. The coding region runs from base 1 to 435 and encodes 144 amino acids. Lineage: Eukaryota; Fungi; Basidiomycota; Agaricomycetes; Russulales; Bondarzewiaceae. The record is from RefSeq and is a predicted model, not a curated record.
AUGCCCAGGCAAUCAACCCGCCUCUCUGCACGUGUGAAGCUCGAGAGCCCCAAAGGCCAGGCUGCAAUGCCCGCGGGCGCCCCUCUGGCAAGGACCAGGUCGAGGGUAGUUGGAGCCCCUGGGAGCACCGUCGUUGAUAAGAGGGCCUCUAGCCGUGCCGCCCUAGCAAUCAAGCUGGCGAAAUUAGGUCACAAACCACCUGCUACGGACUCAUCGACCUGGCCUGCGAGUGAGUUGGGCGAGGCAACAAUCUGCAAGAGUUAUGUCAAGAAGUUUUACAGGCUUCACGAUAAGGGCCUGAAGGAUCUUGAAUACAAAAUCGUACCCCACCCGAAUCCUCAAAAGGAGACUUGGAAGGACAUGCACCUCUUCCAAGCCAGUGACAUAGAGCGGAGAGCGUGGCAAAAACAUGAAGGGCCAGCGCGCUUCGAUUGA